Molecule: messenger RNA, 228 nt
Organism: Aureobasidium vineae
Lineage: Eukaryota; Fungi; Ascomycota; Dothideomycetes; Dothideales; Saccotheciaceae
Source: the annotation of a GenBank genome assembly
AUGUCAUGCUCGGAUGUCCUUGGUCUUACUACUUCGACAAACGGUGUUCGCGUAUGUCCUGCAUGCGACGCCCAACUUGCGAACCCAGACGAUGCUGUCGCUACACAGCUCAACCCGACCGAAGACUACAAGACAAGCGUUCUCAGCGGCCUCAGUCCGACAAUCAUCAUGGAGUGUUGUAGCCGUGGAAUAUCAUUCUACCAGUAUCAGGUGACUCAAGAGAUGUGA